CCGUUUAAUAUUACUGACGUUUCUAACACGAGAUUUCGGGAUGUAUUUCGCUUGGGUUUAUUUCUACCUUUACCGAACCCUCUACAUGAUAAUGGUCUGCGUAUACUUUACGUACGUACCUCUUUACCGGAAAUGUAUAGUGUGGAAGAAGCGAUAGCUGUCAACUAUGUUCUGCAAGAUAUUUUCAUGUUAGAAGAUGACUAUGCUGUUGUUAAUGGUUUGAUAGCGAUCAACGAUCUUAAGGCAUUGACUUUGUCGCAUGUUUUUCAACUGACUCCAAUAGUUUUAAAAAAAUUAAUUACAUACAGUUACGAAACAAUGCCAUUGCGAGUGAAAGCUGUCCAUAACAUAAACGCGCCUAAAAUAUAUGAUACUGUUUACCAAAUUUUCUUACCGAUGUUGCCCCAAAAGCAUCAAAAUAGA
This is a messenger RNA of Glossina fuscipes, 423 nucleotides long. RefSeq names its product alpha-tocopherol transfer protein-like. The record is from RefSeq and is a predicted model, not a curated record. The annotation marks the transcript as partial. Gene Ontology annotation, molecular function: phosphatidylinositol bisphosphate binding. The transcript is spliced from 2 exons. Gene Ontology annotation, cellular component: membrane. Lineage: Eukaryota; Metazoa; Arthropoda; Insecta; Diptera; Glossinidae.